UCAUUGGCAGUGGAGAAUUUUUCGGAGUGUAAACUCGAGUGCUUGUGGUCUGUUUAAUUAACGAAAAAUCGAUAAAAUUCCCGAUAUAUCCGCCGGAAUUAUCAAAUAAAUUGUACAACGGAGAGACGCAAGAUCGUCUGUCGUAUGUACCAUUGAAUCGAUCACAUUAACCGACAAUUAAUCAGUUGGUAAAUAGUAAUCAUGUCGGGCGGUGCGUUGUUCAGUAAUAAUGCCGUACGUGGGAGCAGUAAAAAUCUAGUCGAAUUCAAAGCUGGCAAGAUGACUGUCAAGGGGAAGAUGGUCUAUCCGGACACCAGAAAGGGCUUGCUCUACGUUUUUCAAUCCGAUGAUGCACUCAUGCACUUCUGCUGGAAGGAUCGGACAUCUGGAGCAGUCGAAGAUGAUUUGAUUAUCUUCCCGGACGACUGUGAGUUCAAACAUGUGGCGCAGUGCAAGACUGGACGAGUUUAUCUACUGAAAUUCAAAUUGUCCAGCAAGAAGUUCUUCUUUUGGCUGCAGGACCUCAAGACUGAGAAGGAUGAGGAGCACUGCAGGAAGAUCAACGAGGUCCUCAACAAUCCCCCGACCCCAGGCUCCCAGAGAAGUGGAUGUGCCAGUGGUCCCGAUGGUGAUCUCCAGAAUCUCCUCAACAACAUGUCCCAGCAGCAGUUGAUACAGUUGUUCGGUGGAGUGGGCCAAAUGGGCCUGGGGAAUCUUCUUGGAACAAUGAGAGAGCGCCCAAGCAAUACGAGGACCAGCACAACCACUGCCUCCACACCGGUUACCACCAGCGCAACAAGACCACCAGCUGCCCAGACCCCAGCACCUGCCAGUGUCACGGAAACUCCAAGGUCAUCCUCGGGUAGUACUCCCAAAAAUAAUUCCGGGUCAAAGCCACCUAGCUCUAUGACACUUCUUGAGAGAACACCAACUCUCAUGAGUGAUCCCCAUCUUUUCGAUCUUCAGAGACAUCUCUGGAAUAUUUCUACGCCACCGGGAGCUGAACCAGUUGUUCAGAGGGGUGUAGCGAGUGAGCUGACGAAUAGCAUCCCAGCAGCGAUUACGGCAACGGAAAGCCUGGAACGGACAAUGAGCAAGCACUUGCCACCCGGUGACAGUCUGUGUACCACGCUAUCGUCCCCACAGUUCUCCCAGGCGUUAUCAAUGUUCUGGUCUGCUUUGCAGUCGGGCCAGGCAAGCCCAGUUGUACGACAGUUUGGACUUGGGGCUGAUGCUGUCAACGCAGCUGCCACUGGUAAUCUUGAGGAGUUUGUCAGUGCACUCGAGGGUGAGGGCAAGUCCGGGACGGCUGGACAAGCUGGUGAGACGGAGGAGAAGAAGGGGGAGGCUAAGGGGGAUGGAGGUGCAUCCAGCGAGAAGAAGGACGAUGGAGACGAUCCCAUGACAUUCGAUUGAAAUGGCUUUUGGUUUAUUGGAUUUUUUUUGGGAGGAGAGAUUGGUUUUGGAGGGGAUUUCGUUAUUAUUCGAUAAUGGUUUUUGAUCGUAUGGAUUAAUAAAUGAGAUUUGAAAAUUU
Molecule: messenger RNA, 1534 nt
Organism: Diachasmimorpha longicaudata
Lineage: Eukaryota; Metazoa; Arthropoda; Insecta; Hymenoptera; Braconidae
Gene: Rpn13
Product: proteasomal ubiquitin receptor ADRM1-B
Exons: 4
Coding region: 202-1416 (404 amino acids)
Cellular component (GO): cytoplasm; proteasome regulatory particle, lid subcomplex; nucleus
Molecular function (GO): endopeptidase activator activity; proteasome binding
Source: RefSeq, a predicted model, not a curated record